CAACCCCCUCCGCCUGAUAUUACACUCCCCCCUGCCCCUCCGCCCCUCCUCUUCCGCUCGCUCGACGGCUCGAGCUUAAAACCCUAGAGCCGCUCCUCCUCCUCCUCCUCGCCUACCCCGAAACCCAAAUCCCCCCCAAGGCGGACGCGCCCGCAAAGGGUCGAGCGCGCUCAUGGCUCGCGUGUACGUGGGGAACCUGGAUCCGCGCGUGACGGCGCGGGAGAUCGAGGACGAGUUCCGCGUGUUUGGGGUUCUGAGGAGUGUAUGGGUUGCUAGAAAACCACCAGGUUUUGCCUUUAUUGACUUUGAUGACCGCAGGGAUGCAGAAGAUGCAAUUCGUGAUUUAGAUGGCAAGAAUGGAUGGAGGGUUGAGCUGUCAACCAAAGCUGGUAGUGGUCGUGGCCGAGAUCGUUCCGGUGGUUCUGACAUGAAGUGCUAUGAAUGUGGCGAACCUGGUCAUUUUGCACGUGAAUGCCGCUUACGGAUUGGUUCUGGAGGCCUUGGCAGUGGAAGACGCCGCAGCCGCAGCCGUAGCCGGAGUCCAAGGUACCGCGGUCGUAGUCGCAGCCGCAGCCCAAGAUACCGGAGGAGCCCAAGCUAUGGUAGAAGGAGUUACAGCCCACGGGAUCGUUCUCCAAAGAGGCGCAGCUACAGCAGGUCGCCACCACCAGCUCGUGCACGAAGCUACAGCCGAUCACCUCCACCUCCUCGUGAGCGAAGCUACAGCAGAUCACCAGCACAGCCAGCCAACCGCGAGGAGUCCCCCUACGCAAAUAACGCGUAACCCGCCUAGUUCCAAUUUGCUGGAAAUGUUAGGGGGGCUCGGUGUGUUUUUGUAAGCGCUUGUGUUAUGGAGUCUUGAAAAGCUAUAGGGAUUGAGUAUGUUCUUCGGAAGCAUUUGUGUACCCUUCGGGAAAAACCCCGCCGCUGCUGAUACAAUUGUUGAAGCAGGAGCCUAGCGUUUUGGUCGACUGUAUGACUUUGAGACCCCAUGUAGUCCGUAAGACUAAGUUUUGUACCAUUAGAUUUUUCACAUUGCUGGAAUAUUUGUGCUAAAUACUAGUAUUAUUAAUUAAUGUCUUUUGUA
Oryza sativa Japonica Group (Japanese rice) is the source of this 1087-nucleotide messenger RNA. The record is from RefSeq and is a predicted model, not a curated record. Lineage: Eukaryota; Viridiplantae; Streptophyta; Magnoliopsida; Poales; Poaceae.